Molecule: messenger RNA, 404 nt
Organism: Drosophila rhopaloa
Lineage: Eukaryota; Metazoa; Arthropoda; Insecta; Diptera; Drosophilidae
Exons: 1
Coding region: 36-206 (56 amino acids)
Source: RefSeq, a predicted model, not a curated record
GUCUCGAGCUGUAAAUAAUUAUUUUAGUCGCCGGAAUGAUUCCAUCGCUGUCUCCUGUCUCCAGUUGGUUAGUAAUGCUGCUGAUCCUGAUGCAACUGAUUGAGGUAUGGCCCAAUUGCUGUUCCUGUCCAUCUGUCCGCUGUAAAAUCCCCCAGUGGCCGUGCUGCGAUAAGAAGUCCAAGUGGUGGAAUUCAUUUUUCGGUUAAAAAAAAUGUGUUUUUGAAAAUGAGUAAAGGGGUUAAUAAGCACAAGUUUUAUUUAAAAUCUUCAAAUUAUUCAAUAGCUCUGACUCCAAACUAUCUAUUAAGACUGUAAUUAAUUCAACCAUUUAGCAAGUUACAAGCAACUAAACUUAUUGUAAUAAAGAUAUACUUAUACAGUGCUUCUAUACAUAUUAUAUUAAA